AAUGGUGAGGCUACUAUGGAAGGAGGGGGAAACUUAAGUAAUUUGAGAAAGGGUGCAUUGAGUCCUGAGCUAGUUGCUUUGUCAUCUCAAGUAAGAUGUUGUUCUGCUGCUCUUGUUUCCACUGGAGCUGCUCCUCAUAACUCAUUCUCCACAGAGGAGUCACAUUGUCAGCCAGUCUCUCUUCCCAGGAGAGAGUAUGCCAGUCAGCAGGCUGCGUCUAUGGGGUCAGCAAAGAGAUCAGUCAUCAGUUCCGCCGUCGCAAUGGAAUCAAACAAGGACGAAGCGGAGCGCUGCAUCGAAAUAGCCAUCGCAGCGCUGCGAGAUAAUGAGCCCGACAAAGCCAGACGGUUCCUCGAGAAGGCACAGAGACUGUUUCCCACCGACAAGGCGAGAUCUUUACUAGAGUCUAUUGCUGAGAAUGGAGGACCUUCCACAAGUGAAGAAAACAUUAGAGAAUAUGAUGGAUUACGAAACCGAAACCACAACACUGAAGAUCACUCCUCUGGACAUGGUGCCACAGAAUCAACCAAACCAUACACAUCAGAGCAGCUGGAUGCUGUCAAAAGAAUUAAGAGAUGUAAGGACUAUUAUGAGAUUCUUGGAGUCAGUAAAGAAGCCUCUGAGGAGGAUCUGAAAAAAGCCUACCGAAAGUUGGCUCUAAAGUUUCAUCCAGAUAAAAACCAUGCGCCUGGUGCCACUGAAGCAUUUAAAGCUAUAGGUAAUGCUUAUGCAGUUCUGAGUAACCCUGAAAAAAGAAGGCAGUAUGAUGUUUAUGGUGAAGAAAAAGCCCAUCCGACUCACAGGCAUAGGACCCAUCACAGAAAUUUUGAAGCAGAUAUUUCCCCUGAGGAACUUUUCAAUAUGUUCUUUGGAGGUGGAUUUCCCACCAGUAAUGUGCAUGUGUACAGCAAUGGCAGAAUGAGGUUUGGCCAUCAACCGCGUCAAGAACGACGAGAACAACAGAGAGAAGGUGGCCUUGCCUUGUUUGUACAACUGAUGCCAAUACUCAUUCUGAUCAUAGUCUCGGCUCUCAGCCAGAUGAUGGUUUCCAGUCCUCCAUACAGCCUCAGCCACAGACCAUCCAUGGGCCACACAAACAGGCGACACACUACCACUCUGAAGGUGCCUUACUAUGUGGGCGACCACUUCUCAGAAGAAUAUACGGGGAUGAAUCUUAAGAAUGUUGAACAAAGUGUGGAGGAGGACUAUAUAUCAAACCUGAGAAACAACUGCUGGAAGGAGAAACAACAAAAGGAAGGCUUGUUGUAUCGGGCACGUUACUUUGGGGACACAGACUUAUUCCAAAGGGCACAGAAAAUGGCAACACCCAGUUGCUCAAAACUUUCAGAAAUACAGGUUCUGUUACAUGGUCACUGAGUAGCAGAAUAUAGUGUCCUGUUGAGACAUCAUUUGAAGAUGAUCACAUACAGAAAUGCUCUGUUCUCUUCGCUAAAAUGGGACAUUGCAUUGCACCAGUUCAAGAGAAGCAAAGAUAGCCCAUCCUGGUGCCACAGGGGUUCACUCUCGUCUCUCCUUCAAUAUCUGCAGAAAAUUUCAAGUCAUGGAAGAUCUUACCAUCUGUGAAAUGGUUUUAAAUAGGGAUUUAAAUAUGUAAUGAAUUAAAAACGAAGCAUUGGAUGAUUAGCUGGUAGAGAGGAAAGUACACAGCUGUUAAAUGGUAAUCAAUGCUGCUAGCUUACUGCUUUUCUUUUUUUAUUUACCCCUUUUCUUCUCAAAGCAUUUUUUUUCAAUACCAAUAUUUGGGUUUUCUGAGCCAGUUCUGAAAUGUCUAGUAGUGUUUGAUCCAUUUAUCUGACCACAGGAAGUCAAAUGAUUAUUCCGGUGUCAUUCAGCAUUCAGUGAAUUGUUCACUGUGGUUUUGCCUGUUGGAUUUUUAAAAAGAAUGUUUGAUAUUUAUGCAAAUGGAAAACUAAUAAUUGUAUUUAUUAAAUAGUAUCAUACUA
Molecule: messenger RNA, 1964 nt
Organism: Sinocyclocheilus anshuiensis
Lineage: Eukaryota; Metazoa; Chordata; Actinopteri; Cypriniformes; Cyprinidae
Product: dnaJ homolog subfamily B member 12-like
Exons: 10
Coding region: 16-1377 (453 amino acids)
Biological process (GO): cellular response to misfolded protein
Cellular component (GO): endoplasmic reticulum membrane
Molecular function (GO): Hsp70 protein binding
Source: RefSeq, a predicted model, not a curated record